Molecule: messenger RNA, 744 nt
Organism: Ostreococcus tauri
Lineage: Eukaryota; Viridiplantae; Chlorophyta; Mamiellophyceae; Mamiellales; Bathycoccaceae
Product: GrpE nucleotide exchange factor, coiled-coil
Exons: 1
Coding region: 1-744 (247 amino acids)
Biological process (GO): protein folding
Molecular function (GO): protein-folding chaperone binding; protein homodimerization activity; adenyl-nucleotide exchange factor activity
Source: RefSeq, a predicted model, not a curated record
AUGACGACCCAGGACGUUCGCGCGAUCGCGAAUCGCUCGAACGCGAACGAACGGACGGCAACGCGAACGUUUGCGAGCUCGACCGCGAUCGACACGGGAUCGUGGCGCGAACGAGCGCGAUGGAUGACGGCGAGUUGGACGCGCGCUCGCGCGUACGCCACCGAGGACGGGAAGAGUGGGGAAGAAGGCGCGGACGUGGCGUCCGAGGAGGGCGAAGAGAUCGAGGGCGAAGAAAAUGACGAGAUCGCCAAGCUUCGAGGAGAGUUGGAGGAGAAGGACGCGGCAGUGGCUGACCUGAAGGAUAGGAUUUUGCGAACCAUGGCUGAGAUGGAGAAUCUUCGCGAGCGCACGCGUCGCCAGGCGGAGGACGCGAAGAAGUUCGCGGUUCAGGGAUUCUGUAAGGAUUUGCUGGACGUGGCGGACAAUCUAGACCGAGCGAUCUCGACCGUGCCGGAGGAAGAGAUCGAGACGGAUGUCGAGAAGAUAAAGGCUAAGCUGAAGAGCUUCCGGGAGGGUGUGGUGCUGACGGAGAAGCAGCUCUCGUCCACGUUCAACAAGCACGGUGUCGCCAAGUUCAACCCCGAGGGCGAGGAGUUUGACGCGAACCUCCACAUGGCUCUGUUCAACGUUCCGAUUCCCGAGGGAUCAGACGCGAAGGCGGGAACCGUGGCGGCGGUGACGAAGACAGGGUACACGCUCCACGAGCGUGUCAUUCGCGCCGCGGAAGUGGGUGUCUACCAAUGA